This is a messenger RNA of Culex pipiens pallens (northern house mosquito), 3815 nucleotides long. RefSeq lists its product as uncharacterized. Gene Ontology annotation, molecular function: aspartic-type endopeptidase activity; nucleic acid binding. The record is from RefSeq and is a predicted model, not a curated record. The coding region runs from base 114 to 3815 and encodes 1233 amino acids. The transcript is spliced from 2 exons. Gene Ontology annotation, biological process: DNA integration; proteolysis. NCBI's taxonomy places the organism in Eukaryota, Metazoa, Arthropoda, Insecta, Diptera, Culicidae.
GUGAAAUUUGUAUAUGCAUGUGUGUGUUUCAAUGAUAAAUAUUGGCAGUUGAGAGUUCGUUAUUGUUGGUUUUGAUUUGUCUUUCUAAAUGAGUGUAAAAUUUAAAAUAGGCAAUGAUGGAUGACAUUUACGUCCCACCGGUUUCAACCGCUGAAACGGGUUCCGCUGCUCCGCCGGGGUCAACUGCGCCACUGGCAUCUCCAGCUGUACUUUUCAGUCCAGCAUCCUACAAUUUGCCACAAUUUAAGUUCAGACACCUUCCUACCUCAGAAGUGAGCAAUGCGUGGAUUCAGUGGAUUCGCUGGUUUGAAAAUAUCAUGAUUGCGAGUGGUAUUUCUAACAGCGAUGCUCGGAAAGCUCAAAUGCUGGCCAUGGGAGGCAUUGAGCUUCAAGGAGUAUUCUACGGUUUGCCAGGAGCGGAAGAGUGGGGCUCGAAUGCGUAUGGAGCGGCAAAGCAGAAACUGACUGAUCAUUUCUCACCCAAACAACAUGACUCGUUCGAAAGAUUCCAGUUCUGGUCGAUGAAAAUGGAGAAUGAUGAGCCGAUCGAGAAGUUUCUGCUACGAGUUCAACAGAAAGCUGAAAAGUGCGUGUUCGGAAAAACUGAGCUUGAAUGUCGCCAGUAUGCGAUCGUCGACAAAAUCAUCCAAAAUGCUCCAGAAGAUCUCCGUCGAAAGCUGCUUGAAAAAGAUGCCUUGACGUUGGACACCACAGUCAAGAUCGUAAACGCGCAUCAGGCAGUUAAAUACCAAGCAGCUCAAAUGAAACCGAUGGCAAAUCAGCAGGUAGAGGUUCACCGUAUGGUGGUCAAGGACAAAGGACCGAAGAAUGCGGACUCAAGCGACACGGGUGGUUGCAGCCGGUGUGGUUACCCGUCGCAUCGGUCCGGGCAGAGAUGUCCGGCUCUCGAUCAGAAAUGCAGAGGAUGUCACCAAUUUGGUCAUUUCUGGGUCAUGUGCAGUCAUCGUAAACGGAAGUCGAACUUUAAUCAAGUGGAUCGGAAGUACAACAACCAGAAACGAUACCGGACUGUACGAAACAUUGCUACUGAACCGAGCCAUGAGACUGAAGAAUAUCCAGUCAACUUGAUUCACGACGACGAUAAGGACGAAUACAUUACGUGUCGCGUGGGAGGAGUGGAAAUUCCAAUGUUGAUUGAUUCCGGUUCUACUCACAACUUGAUUGAUGACGCUACCUGGGAAAUGAUGAAACUGGAGGAUGUAACGGUGCAUUCCGAACGUUUCGAUAACUCGAAGCGGUUCCUAGCGUACGGAAGAGUACCAUUGGAACUACUGACCGUGUUUGACGCCAUUCUUGAAAUCCAGGAUGGUCCGGAUCGUAUUCAAGCUGGAGCUACAUUCUACGUGAUCAAGGGAGGUCAGCAAGCACUGCUUGGAAAAAUAACUGCUCAACGAUUGGGUCUGCUGCGAAUCGGACUUCCAAGCACUAUCAAAGAGGAUGUGAACCAGGUCAAGGCGGCGAAACAGUUCGCUAAGAUCAAAGACUACAAGCUGACGUUGCCCAUCAACCGAGAUAUACCACCUGUAAUUCAACCACUUCGACGGUGCCCAAUUGCUCUUCAGAGCCAAGUCAAGGCGAAACUGGAUGAAUUACUGGAAAUGGACAUAAUAGAGCGAGUGGACAGUCCAACUUCGUGGGUAUCUCCGCUGGUGCCAAUAAUGAAGGACAACGGGGAAUUGCGCCUUUGCGUUGACAUGAGGCGGGCCAAUCAAGCAAUACAACGUUUGAAUCAUCCACUUCCGGUUUUUGAAGAUAUGCUGCCAAGGUUCAGCGGAGCAAAGCACUUCACAACGUUGGAUAUAAAGCAAGCAUUCCAUCAAGUUGAGCUUGCGGAGGACAGCAGGGACAUUACUACAUUUGUGACCAAUUGGGGGUUGUAUCGGUACAAAAGGUUGUCUUUUGGAAUCAAUUGUGCUCCGGAGUUUUACCAAUUCUUGAUGGAAAGCAUCCUAUCGAGUUGUCCUCAAACUGCAGUAUUCAUUGACGAUAUUAUCAUCUGGGGAGUCACACAACAAGAUCAUGAUCGAGCAGUUAAGAAAGUUCUGAAGGUAUUGAACGAGCGAAACAUUUUGCUUAACAUGCAGAAAUGUAAAUUCAAUCAGUUGGAAGUUUCGUUUCUGGGUCACAAGUUGUCAGGAAAGGGCGUUCUUCCGACGGACGAUAAAGUGAAGUCGUUAUUGCAGUGCCGGCCGCCCAGGUCGAAAGAAGAGUUACGCAGUUUUCUCGGUCUCGCUACGUAUGUCUCUCGUUUCAUUCCGGACCUGGCUUCUACAAAUCAUCCUUUGCGAGAAUUGAUCAAGACUUCGGUGAAUUUCCGCUGGGAGAAGAUUCAUCAGGAUUCAUUCGAGGAAUUGAAGAAACGUAUGGCAUCGAUGCAACAUCUCGCUUUCUUUGACCCAAAGGAUCGUACUUUGCUGGUGACUGAUGCUUCUGGUGUGGGCUUAGGAGCUGUUUUGAUUCAAUUCAAGAAUGGAGUUCCUCGGGUGAUUAGUUAUGCAUCGAAGAGCUUAACGGAUACUGAGAAGCAUUAUCCUCCCAUUGAGAAAGAAACGCUAGCAAUUGUUUGGGGAGUUGAACGAUUCCAGAUGUACCUUCUUGGAGUAUCUUUCACGGUCGAGACAGAUCAUCGUCCGUUGGAAACACUGUUCACAGCAAAGUCGCGGCCAACAGCUCGGAUUGAAAAGUGGCUGCUGAGACUUCUAGCUUUCCGAUUCACUGUCAUCUAUAGAAAAGGUUCAUCAAACAUCGCUGAUCCAAUUUCACGAUUAGCUGCUCAAGGGUACGACGAUAAUUGGACUGAGGAAACGGAAGUGUUCAUUCGACGCGUGAUGGUGGAAUCUUUGGCUGCAUUAGUGGACGAGCGGAUAGCUGAGGAUUUCAACAAUGACACAGAUUUGCACAUAAGAACGGUGCAAGAAGCAGCAGCAAUCGACAUUUCCGAGGUGGUGGACGCUACAGACAAAGAUACAGAGCUACAGUUCGUGAAGGAGGCGAUCAUGAAUGGGGAUUGGUCGAAGGACGUUUUGAGACCGUACUCGGCGUUUCGUAGUGAGUUGUCCUACGUCAACGAGCUGAUUAUUCGUGGGUCCAAACUUGUUAUCCCAGCUGUAUUACGUGCAAGAAUGUUAAGUUUGGCACAUGAGGGACAUCCGGGACAAACGUGUAUGAAAAGGCGGCUCAGGGACCGAUGUUGGUGGCCCAACAUGGAUAAGCCCAUGGAGCGGAGACCACUACCGGAGAAGCCUUGGUUGGACUUAGCUAUCGAUUUUCUGGGACCGAUGCCAACCGGUGAACACAUUCUGGUGGUGAUUGAUUAUUACAGUCGGUUUGUUGAGUUGGUAGUGAUGAAAAAUAUUACCGCUAAAGACACGAUCAACAGCCUGACCAAGAUUUUCCGUGUUUGGGGUGUACCGAAAACGAUCACGCUCGAUAAUGCCAAACAGUUUGUGUCAUCAGAGUUUAGUGAUUUUUGCAAACUGAAAGGGAUUCAUCUGAAUCAUACUUCUCCAUACUGGCCGCAGGCCAAUGGGGAGGUCGAGCGACAGAAUCGGUCACUUCUCAAACGAUUGAAGAUUGCAAACGCUCUGUACGGUAGCUGGAAAGCGGAAAUGGAUCGUUACCUUGAGAUGUACAAUAACACUCCGCAUUCGUGCCGACACUUCCGGCGAACCCUCGUCGCCAUCUCGAAUGUUCCCCCCGGCACGUCAGUUUCCCCCACCGGAUAUCCAGUUCAAGCGUUCCCCUUUCCAUCCUCUUCCGCCAGUGCCAAAGCGGUGUCGUAUUUGGUCAAGUAA